GUCGCAUUGUUUCCUUGCUGUUAACUGACAUGGCAACAUCAAGUGGAAGCGGCGUCCAAAUGCUGAUGGCUGCGAAGGACGGCUGCGAGUCGUUAACGUCAGACGAAACCAUUCAUGACGACGAACUUGUGGCCGUCCCCAAGCGCAAGCGUAUCCGAAAGAGGGCCAUGGACGAGCUGGCGUAUCUCAAGGGUCAGGUCGCGGAGUACACGCAGCAGCUCCACGCCUUGCAAGCCAUGGUGCCUGAUCUGGCGGCAGUCAGUCAGUGGGAAGGGCGGUCUCGUCGGCAAGCUGCCGAACGGGCGGCAGUUGAACAAGAGAACCACAAGCUCAAGGCUGCGCUGGAAGGGCAGCUGAAAAUCGUGGAAUCGCUUGUCAAAAUCGUCACCAAACGGCCCAAGCUCGCGGAGGAAAUGUACUUGGACGUGGGCGCGCGCCAUGAUGCCCUUCCCGCCGACCCCUCGGCCCGCGUGGCCAGGAUGCACGCGAUGGUGGACGCAGAAUACCCCAAAUGGGAAUGCCACUUCAUCACAAAGCGGCUGUUGGACCCGCCAGUGGCGACGGCCCCUGCGAUUGAAACGAACGUCCAGUACGUGGAUGAGCGUAUCGGGUUUGACUGCAUCAUGCGCCGCGCGUUGAACGUGAAUGUCCACGACUGUGCAUCUAUUCUGUGGACCAUGUACUUUGAGAACAUGGACAUCACGUUGGAGACAGCGAUCCUUCGGCCCAUUCAACGCAUUGACGACCACACCGUGUACUACCACCAUUUGCUCCACUUCAAAGCGUACGAGUUUACCGUGCACAACCAAGUCGUGUGCAAACGAUAUACAGAGCCAGAUCGAGUGGUGAUUGUGUUUCAGUCUGUGGUCGGCGAUGCCUUGUACCCGUUCCCGGCCAAUGCUUAUGUGGCCCAUGAAACGGCGUGGCUUGUGAUCUCCAAAGCCGACUCGAGUGACAAGUGCACUGUCAAGUAUUACGCCCACGGCACUUUGCCGUGCAAGUCCCGGCAGGAUGUGACACCGUUGGAACUUCUCCUGACAUUGAACAACGACACGGACGACGACGACAAUGAAGACGACAUCAUGUCCAUGCCGGCGGCGUAUCACAUGGAGUUUGCGCAGUUUAUGAUGGCGAGCUACCGCGACAACCUCGAGUCACUGAGCAUCCACAUCGAUCACACGCUCUUGGCAGUGAUGGACCCGCUCGAUACGAAACGCACGCUGUACGAUUCUCCAGCGGAAUGACCGACCCUUCACGAAGAGGCCACAGACGGACGCUAAGACGCAUGUGUUGUCGACCUAUUCUAUUACUCGACUACUGUUAGUGCCAACUCUAUCGAUCGUGAUUCUUUGUCCUGACUUUUGUAUGUAGUAGAGAUCGUCCAGUAUCACACUAGUUUCAGUCACACACUAAUUCCAUGUGAAGAGUGGAUAGUUUGAUUGGCCACUUGAAAAGUGUGUUGUGGGUUUUGAUUGGUUGUAUAUCGAUUGUCUGCUCCUUUGAUAGAGCACCGCACUCGAAUUUUGAAUAUAUCGACAAUACCAUCUAUUUACGUACAACAACUUCGGCAUACGAAGUGCAAACUGA
Aphanomyces astaci is the source of this 1587-nucleotide messenger RNA. RefSeq lists its product as hypothetical. NCBI's taxonomy places the organism in Eukaryota, Oomycota, Saprolegniomycetes, Saprolegniales, Verrucalvaceae. The coding region runs from base 30 to 1244 and encodes 404 amino acids. The transcript has 3 exons. The record is from RefSeq and is a predicted model, not a curated record.